GACUUAGACGGGAGUACAAUGCUGGUGUUUGUGUCACAGCCCAUGAGUGGCGACUGGUUCUCUCAGACAUCUUAUGCUCCACUGCCGUCUCUGCACAUGCUGCUGGAGGGAAAAGGACAGCGGGCAGCUUGAUCCUGCCGGUGGGAUGCACUGACAGCGGCACACAGAGAGAAACACCUAGAGAGGGAGGGAGAUUGGGAUUUAGUGUGACGUAUAACAAAGAAGAAAGGCUGGCCGGAAGACACACAUCCAGGUUUUGUGGUGAAAACCACAGUAGGGAAAAAGCAGUCCACACCUACCAGGUCGAAGUAAACAACCUGCUGUAGUGAGCUGUGUUUUGGGGGUGGGUGGGGAGGUGAGGCCUGUAUGCUGAAGUGUGGGAGAGAAGAAGGAUAGAAAGAGGAAGAGGAGAAGAAGAGGAAGACGAGAGGAGAAGUAGCGGGCCUGUGGUCCAAAACCAGGCAGGAUGACGGAGAAGAAAGUGAGCCUUACUGCUAAGCUGAUUAAUGGGGGCGUGGCAGGACUGGUUGGUGUGACGUGUGUAUUUCCUAUUGACCUGGCCAAGACUCGCCUACAGAACCAGCAGGGCAUCCGGGCCUACAAAGGAAUGCUGGACUGUCUGGCAAAGACUUUACGCUCAGAUGGCUAUUUUGGAUGCUACAGAGGUGCAGCAGUAAAUCUCACUCUCGUCACACCAGAAAAAGCCAUCAAACUGGCUGCCAAUGACGUCUUCAGACAAAAGCUCUCCAAGGAUGGGAAAUUACCCCUAUGGGGUGAAGUAUUGGCUGGGUGUGGGGCUGGGACCUGUCAGGUAGUUGUCACUACUCCCAUGGAGAUGCUUAAGAUCCAGCUGCAAGAUGCAGGAAGACUGGCUGCCCAGAGACCUGUCGCAAGGCCGACUCCGGCUGCUGCUGGUCCAGCUCCAUCGCCAGUGCCCCAUCCGCCAACCCGACCACAUAAAUUGUCGGCCACUGGCAUCACUGCGGAGCUCCUGAAGACACGCGGCCUGGCUGGUCUCUACAAGGGUGCAGGAGCAACAUUACUGAGGGAUGUACCUUUCUCAAUGAUCUACUUCCCACUGUUUGCAAACCUGAACGCGCUGGGCCGCGAUCAGACAGGCAGCCAGAGUGACGUGCAGGAACGAGCCCCAUUCUGGCAGUCCUUUGCAGCAGGGUGCACCGCCGGCUCAGUGGCAGCUGUAGCUGUUACACCAUUAGACGUUAUAAAAACGCGUCUGCAGACUCUACAAAAGGGUGAGGGGGAGGACACCUACAGAGGAAUCAUUGACUGCACACAGCGCAUCAUGAGGCGUGAGGGCCCGCAGGCAUUCCUAAAGGGGGCAACUUGCCGCGCUCUGGUCAUCGCUCCCCUUUUUGGAAUUGCACAAGUUGUCUACUUUCUGGGGGUAGGGGAGACGUUGCUUGGGUUGCUGGGAUAGGGAUGUUUGACUUUGUGGUGGCUGUUGUCUCUGUACAGAUAAUCUACAGUGAAGAAAUAGGCCAUGAAGAGAGAUCCUGCAUUCAGCUACUCAAAGGAGUCAUCGUACAAGGGUCUAUUUACUAAACUGUUAAUGGUUCACACUAAUCGUGUUUCUUCAAGGUUUUCAUGCUGUUAACAGGGUCCUGUGGGUUAAAGACAGUCCUAUGUACAUAUAUAUAUAUAUAUAUGUCCAAACUGCCUAGUGGUCCAUGCAGUUCUGCUGCAGUAUGUCAGUUCCCCCUUUUUUCCCCUUAGAGAUGAUUCCAUGCGGUUGCAUGUUGCUUUAAGCCUCAAGCAAAAACUAUCAGAUAGUUUGUACAUUUGUGAUGAAAGGAACUUUAUAUCGUCCACUGCAAUUGGCAAAUUAAAGUUCACAAUAAUGCUGUAUAACAUUCGAUAUUAUGCCAAUCAUGUACGUAGGGCAGGGGUCCUGGAGAUCACCUGAACUGAAAAACGUGCAGGGCAGAUGAUCUUUAGGAGCAGGGAUUGCGUCUCCUGAUGCCGAGCUUAAUCCCCAUCUUUCUACUUUGGAAUGCGUUCUUCUCACAGCAUCCAUGAGGUCGAGGAUGUCAUUUUGGAUUGGGGACAAUGCUUGUCAGUGUCCCCAAAGGUAUGUGUUAAUCAGAUUCUUUUAGUAAUAAUGAAUUAAUCCUUUCACCAGUAUAUGGAACAAUCCUUCCCUACUUAUAGGCCUUGGUGUAGACUGCAACUUGAGCCCCAUCAUUGCUGACAAUUUUUCCUCAAGCAUUAAACUGUGAGUCUUAAAUGAGCUCAGUUUAAGUUAAACAGUCCAAUUUAAGUGGGAUAGUGAUGACUGAUUGUUCCCAGUGUUGGUAGCAAUGUAGAGUUUGGACAGCAAAGACGCAGACGAGUGAGGUGGUCCAUCCCAAACAGCUUGUGUGGACAAUAACCCUUUGCAUCUUAUAACUCGCCAAAUACAAACAUAUAAUGAGGACAGACUCCAAUGGUCCACAUUGAUCAAAACAGCAUUUUUGUUUUGUGUAUGGAAAAUCCCACAGAGGUGUCUGCUACCUGCUGGAUGGUUACUGAAUGACUAAAUUAACAAAAAUUACAAUCAGCUGUGUCUGAACUCGUGUAGUUGGUCUGCGGCCUGAACACAGAACACGUGUGCAUGAUGCUUACUACGUGAGAAAAUAUGGGAUGAAAUAUACAAUAGAAUGGAGAAGUAAAACUGGAAUUAAAUGGUUAAUGAAUGGACAGGACGAUAAAAUGGAUGUUACAAAAGCUUCUGAGUCCAUGUCAAACGUAGGCAUCAUGAGCUGUGUUUAAUUAAGUACGUCACCAACUGUCUGGUGUUGAACCAUGUCUACAAUUUCAUAUUUAAAAGGCUGCAGUCUGCACAACAUACAUACAUAUGCUGGUAGGCAUGCAGGGAGGGUAAAACCAUAUCCUGCCAAGUUCACAGGAAAACACUACAAGAAUUUUAUUUUUAAAAUCAUUAUUUCUGAUGCUCGAGAACGUUUUCCGCAAAUAGUAUAUCUGUGUAACUUCUUCCUCACUAUAGAGGUGAACAUACCCUGAUGUAAACUGUUUGCUGUCAAUAAAAAAAAAAAAAAAUUGUCAUCAUGC
Thalassophryne amazonica is the source of this 3069-nucleotide messenger RNA. It is a transcript of the gene slc25a18, whose product is annotated as solute carrier family 25 member 18. The transcript is spliced from 10 exons. NCBI's taxonomy places the organism in Eukaryota, Metazoa, Chordata, Actinopteri, Batrachoidiformes, Batrachoididae. Gene Ontology annotation, molecular function: L-glutamate transmembrane transporter activity; L-aspartate transmembrane transporter activity. Gene Ontology annotation, biological process: L-glutamate transmembrane transport; malate-aspartate shuttle; aspartate transmembrane transport. Bases 467 to 1438 code for a protein of 323 amino acids. The record is from RefSeq and is a predicted model, not a curated record.